AUGUCUGGGGACGAGAGGUUUUGGCCGGAGAACACCAUCAUCAAGGCGGUGGUGUUAGACUUUGACAAGACCAUCACAAUCAAGCACACGCGUGGCGUGGUGUUUCAGCCGUCGCAGCUCGAGCCCGAGAACAUUGAGCGAAACUUUGUUGAUAUCGCCUUCUUUAGGCGGAUGGUGGAGGGCGUUCGCAAGGCCAACCCCUCGGUCAAGCUGUGCAUCGCCACUUUUGCAGACGAGGAAGAGGAGGCCCUCUGCUCAGGGCGUGCCCUCGUGCGCAAGUACCUGGAGAUUGCGUUUCCCAACAAGAGCACAGAAUACUUCCCAGAUGAGCACAUCCAAGCGUUCAACCCGGAGAACCAGGACAUGGAUGCCCGCAAGGUCGGCAAGGUUGAGGAGGCCAGCAGCAACGACAACGACGACGACGAUGAUGGCGAUGACGAUGGAGACGGUGAUGGCGUGCCAAAGGUCAAGGGCGGGCUUGGUCGCGAGGUUUGGGACAAGUUCCUGCACAUGGAUACGGCGGGUGGUGGUGGCGGCGCAUGCUCCCUCCAGUAG
This is a messenger RNA of Salpingoeca rosetta, 555 nucleotides long. RefSeq lists its product as uncharacterized. The coding region runs from base 1 to 555 and encodes 184 amino acids. Lineage: Eukaryota; Choanoflagellata; Craspedida; Salpingoecidae. The transcript has 5 exons. The record is from RefSeq and is a predicted model, not a curated record.